GAGAAUAUGAUCCUUUUCCCGCCAUUUUGUUCCCCAAGCCCAAUAUUUUGGCGCGAGGGUUCAGAAACUGGAAAAGCAACUCAAACAGCAUCACCGAUUGAGAUUGCACCGUACUGCUUUAGCAUCGGCGCCGCAAGAGAAGAGAAAAAGCGAUGGAAAUUGUCCGACCUCAUAGUCACAGGAACCUGUUUUCCAGUAACGACGCCGCAUCUGCUCCAACUAUUCCCCUCUAUCGCUCUGCUCCGCCACUCGAAGUCAGACUCGAAGAUUUCGAGUCUUUCGCCAUCGAUCGCCUCCGAGUUCUGAAGGGAAUUUCUGAUGGGUUGUCACGGGGAAAGAAACCAGAUGAAAUGGAAAAAUUGGUAAGUGAACUGUGGAAAGUGAACAUGAGACAUCAGCAUGCUUCUGAGGUUUUGAACAAGGAUAUUAUAUCUCAUUUUGUGUUACGCUUAGUGUAUUGCAGAACGGAGGACUUGAGGAAAUGGUUUCUCUCUAUGGAAUGUGCACUUUUUCGCUACCGUUUUCGUUUUCUAACUGCCGAAGCUCAGAGGGCAAUCAUGGAUGAAUUUGACAUAACUUGCAAGGCUGUUAACAUUAUGGAAUUUGAGAGCAUUAAAGAGAAAUUGGGACAAGUUGCACGUUCCAUGGGUCAGCCUUUACCCACAGGCGAUGCAAUCUUUUACAAGGUACCAUUUGAAGAUGUUCCAGAACUUGUAGCUGGGCGUAGAGUGUUGUUAAGUCAAGGAUAUGCUUAUGUUGCAAUGAAUCAGGUUGUUUCACUUGUAGCCACUCUAUUCCGUAGUCAGCUGUCAAAGACACUCAUCCUUACAAACAGAAAAUGGACAUCAUCAAUCAGAGAACAGGAGAAACAUAGGCUGACUCCGAUUGUGGAAGCCUUGUGCUCAAGUUAUCUAGGUCCUGAUUUUUCUCAGCCUAAGGAAUAUGCUGAGAUAUCUUUAAAGGACAUUGAUCAACUUGCCAAGACCUCAUUUCCUUUGUGCAUGCGUCACCAGUUUGACAAGCUGAAAGAGGACCAUCAUUUAAAGCACGGUGGGAGGAUGCAACUAGGCCUCUUUCUCAAGGGUGUUGGUUUGAACCUGGAUGAUGCACUUGCAUUUUGGAGAGCUGAGUUCUCUAAGAAGGUUGGUUUGGAGAAGUUUGAGAAAGAAUAUGCAUAUACCAUUCGCCAUAAUUAUGGAAAGGAAGGGAAGAGAACUGAUUAUACUCCCUAUUCUUGUUAUAAAAUUAUCUCAUCAACUCCCGGUGCUGGAGAUCAUCAUGGUUGCCCCUAUCGACACUUCAGUGAAGAGAAUCUAAGAGCUGCUCUCAGCCGAAUGGGGGUGAACAGUCGAGCAAUGGAAGAUGUCAUGAACAAAGUGCGAAAUAGACAUUAUCAGUUAGCAUGUACCUUAACAUUUGAAGCUCUUCAUGGCGUGCCAUGUGAUGCUGGGAUUAACCAUCCAAAUCAAUAUUUCAAUGACAGUCAAAAGAUAUUGCAGCCAAAGAAGGACUCUUCGACUUAAACUAUUUUAUUAUAGGAGAGUGAUGCAGGGGCAGUCAUUCACAGUAGCAAUUGAUCUACAGAUGCAGACACGGUGAUAUCUUUAACCAGCUUCCAAAGCGAUUCUAAGGUGGAAUUAGGCAUUCUAGUUAUAUAUUAUCCUACAAGUUUUCAGUUGGGAAUCUGGCACGAUAAUACUGCAUUUCUAUAUUGUUCACAUCUCUGUAGAGAUUGGCCUGCAUGUAAUCUGAUUAUAGGGAAUGGAUCUUGAUAUUUGUGUUAAUCGCGGAUCAUAAAUGUCAAUAAGUUUUGAUAGGUUUUUUACCUCUUGAAUGUUUAUCAAGGGAUGACACAUUUCCUACUUGUAAAGUUUUAGCAUUGAAAGAAUUCAUUCCCCAUGUUAGUUUAUUCAAGAA
This is a messenger RNA of Lathyrus oleraceus (garden pea), 1917 nucleotides long. RefSeq names its product probable DNA primase large subunit. The record is from RefSeq and is a predicted model, not a curated record. The coding region runs from base 153 to 1523 and encodes 456 amino acids. Gene Ontology annotation, biological process: DNA replication, synthesis of primer; DNA replication initiation. Lineage: Eukaryota; Viridiplantae; Streptophyta; Magnoliopsida; Fabales; Fabaceae. Gene Ontology annotation, cellular component: alpha DNA polymerase:primase complex. The transcript is spliced from 20 exons.